Molecule: messenger RNA, 2158 nt
Organism: Vicugna pacos (alpaca)
Lineage: Eukaryota; Metazoa; Chordata; Mammalia; Artiodactyla; Camelidae
Gene: LCMT2
Product: leucine carboxyl methyltransferase 2
Biological process (GO): wybutosine biosynthetic process; tRNA methylation
Molecular function (GO): tRNA methyltransferase activity; protein binding
Source: RefSeq, a predicted model, not a curated record
GUGCCAGACUGCCGCUCCUGACUCUCCUGGCCAUGGGCCCGCGGAGCCGCGAGCGUCGGGCGGCGGCAGUGCAGAGCACCAACGACAGCAGCGCCCUCAGCAAGAGCUCCCUGGCCGCGCGCGGGUACGUGCAAGACGCCUUUGCCGCCUUGCUAGUUCCGGGGGCCGCGCGCCGCACGCCUCUCAUCCACCGCGGCUACUACGUCCGCGCACGCGCCGUGCGGCACUGCGUGCGCGCCUUCCUGGAGGGGGCGUGCGCGUUCCCCGGAGCGCCUCGUGCCCAGAUCCUGUCUCUGGGCGCCGGCUCCGACUCACUGUAUUUUCGCCUCAAAACUGCUGGCCACCUGGCCGUUGCUGCCGUCUGGGAGGUAGAUUUUCCGGACGUGGCGCGGCGCAAAGCGGAGAGGAUUCGAGAUACGCCAGAACUGUUGGCGUUAACCGGGCCUUUCCAGAGCUGGGACCCCACGUCCACGCUGUGCUUUGAGAGCUCGGACUACCGGAUCCUAGGCCUGGACCUGCGGCAGCUCCAGCGGUUGGACCAGGCCCUGUCCGCCGCGGGCCUUGACGCGGCCGCACCGACUCUGCUCCUGGCUGAGGCCGUACUGACCUAUCUGGAGCCGGCUAAUGCCGCGGCCCUUAUCGCCUGGGCUGCCCAGCGUUUCUCCAGUGCCAUUUUCGUCAUCUAUGAGCAGAUGAGGCCGCAUGACGCCUUUGGCCAGUUCAUGCAGCAACAUUUUCGGCAGCUGAAUUCUCCCCUGCAUGGCCUGGACCACUUUCCUGACGUGGAGGCCCAGCAGCAGCGAUUCCUUCAGGCCGGCUGGACUGCCUGCAGUGCCAUGGACAUGAAUGAAUUCUAUCGCUGCUUUCUCCCCGCAGAAGAACGCCGGCGCAUGGAAAACCUUGAACCUUUUGACGAAUUUGAGGAGUGGCACCUGAAGUGCGCCCACUAUUUCAUUCUGGCCGCUUCUCGAGGAGACGCUGUCUCCCAAACUCUGGUGUUUCCACCAUCAGAGGCCUUUCCUCGGAUAGAUCCUGCUUCCCCUUUAGGAGUCUUCCCAGCCAGUGUAGUGACCAGUGACAGACAGGGGCCAGACCUGAAACGAUAUGGCCAUGCUUCUGUCCUUUUGAGCCCAGGUAUUAUUCUCAGUGCAGGAGGGUUUGGAGAGCAGGAGGGACGGCAUUGCCGAGUGAGCAAGUUUCACGUGUUCUCAAGAUACUGUGACUUUGAAUGGAAAGGUAGCCAGAUACGCAGCUGGGGGACUGGAGCUCAGUGGGAUGGACGCCUUCAUCACACCAUGACAAGACUUUCAGAUACUCAGGUUCUGGUUCUGGGAGGGAGACUGUCCCCAGUAACUCCAGCCUUGGGGAUUCUCCAACUUCGUUUUUCUAAGAGUAACGAGAAUAAUAACACUGAGGACCUAAAUGUAGCAAUAACAAAGGCGGGUCCAGAAGAAGAUUCCACUUUGUCAUGUUGGCGCCAUUCCACAACAGAAGUGUCUUAUGAGAAUCAGAAGUAUUUGUUUGUGUAUGGGGGUCGCAGUGUGGCAGAACCUGUCCUGGGUGACUGGCAUUUCCUCCAUGUGGGGACAAUGGCGUGGGUCAGGAUCCCAGUGGAGGGAGAAGUACCUGAAGGUCGGCAUUCCCACAGUGCCUGCAGCUGGCAAGGGGGGGCCCUCAUUGCUGGAGGUCUGGGUGCUUCUGAGGAGCCGCUGAGCUCUGUGCUCUUUCUGAAACCAGUCUCUUGUGGAUUCCUCUGGGAAUCAAUAGUUAUCCAGCCUCCCAUUACCCCAAGGUACUCCCACACAGCUCAUGUGGUCAAUGGGAAGCUUCUGUUGGUCGGAGGGGUCUGGAUUCAUUCCUCCUCAGUUCCUGGAGUGACUGUUAUCGAUUUGUCUGCAGGAUUGAGCUUUGAGUAUCAGAUUGACACAACGUGUGUGCCAUGGCCAUUAAUGUUGCACAACCAUACCAGCAUCCUCCUUCCUGAAGAGCACCAGCUCCUGCUCCUUGGAGGUGGUGGGAAUUGCUUUUCCUUCGGCACCUACUUCAACCCCCAUACAGUGACAUUAGACCUUUCUUCCUUAAGUGCUAGACAGUAAGGACUGGACUUUUAGUAUAUUCAGGACCAACUAAAGUAAACAAUAAAGGUCUCCAAAAAUAG